This is a messenger RNA of Branchiostoma floridae (Florida lancelet), 485 nucleotides long. RefSeq lists its product as uncharacterized. The coding region runs from base 48 to 485 and encodes 145 amino acids. Gene Ontology annotation, biological process: protein deubiquitination. The transcript has 4 exons. NCBI's taxonomy places the organism in Eukaryota, Metazoa, Chordata, Leptocardii, Amphioxiformes, Branchiostomatidae. The record is from RefSeq and is a predicted model, not a curated record. Gene Ontology annotation, molecular function: cysteine-type deubiquitinase activity.
UGUACCUAGACGUGGACACAGCCAUAGCUAAAGCACCAAGACUACACAUGACUCUUCAGCCUGAGAAUAGCGGUGACCACAGCAGAGCGGGGAGCUCUUGGAAGACUGACGGAAGAUUUCACACGGACAAGAUCCAAGGAUACGCACGGAAAGCCUUCGAGACGCUGAAACACCUGCUGACCGAGGUAAGAGUAGAAGACGACUCCCGUCCUGACACCUACAACAGACUGGCCAGGCACGUGGCGGAGUCAGGGCUGACCUUCCGGGAUGAGGUGCCGAAGGACGGAAACUGCAUGUUUCACGCCGUGGCUGAUCAGCUGUUCCGUACGGAGGGGAGACAAAUUAGCCACGGGGAUCUGCGCAAGCAAGUUGUUGACUACUUAAGAGGCUGUCCAUACAACUGUCACAUACAUGGUAUAGACAGAAGCUUAACGGCGACCAUCUCAGUGACUUCGUCCAAGAUCAAAACUGGGAAGGUUACCUGA